Messenger RNA from Dibothriocephalus latus, 780 nucleotides. NCBI's taxonomy places the organism in Eukaryota, Metazoa, Platyhelminthes, Cestoda, Diphyllobothriidea, Diphyllobothriidae. The record is from the annotation of a GenBank genome assembly.
AUGGAACCAUACGGCAGCAGCAUUUUUAGUAAGAUCGUUGUCCGCCAAGAUCUUCGAAGGAGGUACCGGUACCUGAGUCAUUUACCCAUUGGCCGUCCCUUCUAUUUUGUUGAGUUGGAUUUGCAGCCCCCGACUGUCAGCCAAAAGACGUUGGACGAAAUGUCUGACUUGCUUCUAGCUCGUUCUCGAAAGCGCGAGCAGCAGCUGCAAAAGGAGAUGCUUCUGACGCUUGCGAAGGAAGAGGCUGAGAAUCGAAUUCCCACACUCCCUCUUGGUUGCAGGCUGGUGGCUCAUGCCGAUUUGACCGAAGUGCCAACAGACGAAGACUUUGUCCCGCUUUGUGAAAUGUCUGACGUCCAAUCGGGCACAUCUCGUUUCAAUCGUUCUUUCGCUUCAGUAUCUAAAGUCGGCGCUUCUGCUGUCGUAGACAGUCACCGCAUUGCCAAUUUCCCCGAACGCGGUGACGGUGAAACAAAUAGACGAGUUGGUUACAUUUGCGCAGCCGAAUUGUGGCCAUCCCUCACUGAGGCCUCGCCUAUCACAACGACGAAUUCCGGUGCCUGGGCACUGAUAUCAUUCUCUGCACCAGACGCUGGCAUGUUGCACGCGACCUGCUGUGGGUUUGGUGGCUAUGUCGACUUUUCGCAUUAUAAUAUCAGGCUGUUCUACAUCUUAUUGCCUUCCUUACAACUACGUGAUUUGGAGAAUUAUCGUUCUCGUCGGCACAUCCCUCCACUUCUCCAAAACUCAAGUAUUACGCUUAACAGAGUCUGGACAUAG